Messenger RNA from Spirodela intermedia, 1697 nucleotides. The record is from the annotation of a GenBank genome assembly. NCBI's taxonomy places the organism in Eukaryota, Viridiplantae, Streptophyta, Magnoliopsida, Alismatales, Araceae.
AUGACAGGAACUGCGGUCAACCCAUUGUUCAGAGCAGCCUUCAUGGCGAGGUCGGAGAAGCAAAACGUGACCCUCUUAGUCCCCUGGCUCUGCAAAUCGGACCAGGAGCUGGUUUAUCCGAACAGCAUGACCUUCGACUCCCCCGAAGAGCAGGAAGCUUACAUCCGGAGCUGGCUGGAGGAGCGGGUGGGCUUCAAGUCCAAGUUCAAGAUCUCAUUUUAUCCUGGAAAGGUGGCAUCUUUAUCACGAGCAGAGCGAAUCCUAAGAUCCGUUGGACACUGAGGAACAUGUGACCCAAUUCUUUCCAUGUUUCUUGUUCGGUUUCCAGUUUCAGAAGGAGCGGCGGAGCAUCCUCCCCGCCGGGGACACCUCGCAGUUCAUCUCGUCCAAGGAAGCUGACAUUGCGAUCCUGGAGGAGCCGGAGCACCUCAACUGGUACCAUCAUGGGAAGCGUUGGACGGACAAGUUCAACUACGUCGUCGGCGUCGUCCACACGAAUUACUUGGAGUAUAUCAAGAGGGAGAAGAACGGCGCCCUCCAGGCCUUUUUCGUCAAGCACAUCAACAACUGGGUGACCCAGGUGUACUGCCACAAGGUAUUAUUCUUAUUCUUCUUCUUAUUAUUAUUAUUAGUAUUUUCUCUCUCCUCUCUCCACCCCCAGGAAGACCCGCGCAGGGUUUAGGCAGCAGAUAAAAUAAAAUAAAAUAAACCUUUUUUUAAUUUUUUUUGGUUGCAGGUUCUGCGUCUCUCUGCGGCGACGCAAGAUCUGCCCAAAUCGGUCGUCUGCAACGUGCACGGGGUCAACCCCAAAUUCCUGAAGGUCGGAGAGAAGGUCGCGGCGGAGAGGGAGCUGGGGCAGCAGGCCUUCUCCAAGGGGGCGUACUUUCUGGGGAAGAUGGUCUGGGCGAAGGGGUACAGAGAGCUGAUCGACCUGCUCUCCAAGCACAGGAGCGACCUCGAUGACUUCAAGCUCGAUGUGUUCGGCAACGGAGAGGACUCCCACGAGGUUCAAUCCGCCGCCAGGAAGCUGGAGCUCAACAUCAACUUCCUCAAGGGCCGCGACCACGCCGACGAUUCCCUUCACGGGUAAACCCCCAACCCCCCAAUACAAAAACCAUUUUUUUCCUUGGUUUAGAAGCCAUCAGUCUAAAACCCCAGAAACAAAAACGAAAACCAGGUACAAGGUGUUCAUAAACCCCAGCGUGAGCGACGUGCUGUGCACGGCCACGGCGGAGGCGCUGGCCAUGGGGAAGUUUGUCAUCUGCGCGGACCACCCCUCGAACAACUUCUUCAAGGGCUUCCCCAACUGCCUGACCUACCGGACCUCGGAGGACUUCGUGGCGAGGGUGAAGGAGGCGCUGGCGAGCGAGCCACGGCCCCUCACGGCGGAGCAGCGCUACAACCUCUCCUGGGACGCCGCCACGCAGCGCUUCAUGGAGUUCUCCGAGCUCGACGGCGUCCUCUCUGGCGCCGGCGAGAGGAGUUUGGGGGCAGCGAUGAAGAAGUCCAUCUCCUUGCCGAAUCUGACGGAGGUGGUGGACGGGGGGCUGGCCUUUGCCCACUACUGCCUCACCGGCAACGAGGUCCUGAGGCUCUGCACCGGCGCCGUGCCCGGCACGAGAGACUACAGCAAGCAGCACUGCAACGACCUCCAUCUCCUCCCCCCGAAUGUACAGAAUCCCGUCUAUGGCUGGUGA